Messenger RNA from Tribolium madens (black flour beetle), 786 nucleotides. RefSeq lists its product as uncharacterized. The record is from RefSeq and is a predicted model, not a curated record. The transcript is spliced from 4 exons. NCBI's taxonomy places the organism in Eukaryota, Metazoa, Arthropoda, Insecta, Coleoptera, Tenebrionidae.
AUGCCAUGCAAGCUGAAAGUGACUGUGGGGGUGACUCUGGGGGUGACUCUGGGGGUGACUCUGGGGGUGUCUCUGGGGGUGAAGCUUGAGGUGAAGCUGGAGGCGAAGCUGGAGGUGAAACUGGAGAAAAUAGAAACUUGGGUGUAUCAAAUUUGCGUAUCUAAGUUGCACCUCAGAAUCAGGUUUAAACACUCGACACUUCUUUGCACAAUCGAAGACACUCACUCUCUCGCAGUAGUCCCCACUAACUUCCGACAGCAACCCCACAAUAUGUGCAUUGCACCAAUUGACAGUAAUCUUAAUAUACAGCGGAUGCAUAGUAAGAUUCGUCACCGUCUCUCCAACCCAGGUGUCAUAAAUGUUGAACUCUUUAUCUCUUUUGUUGUGAGUUAUGACACACGAGUCGCCAUUGUAGAUCUCCAACGGAGGAGGGUGAAAUCUAAACAGAGCAUUGGUUAUGCCAAAGACCUCUUGAACAUCACCCUUAAGUUCGAUAAUAGAUACAUCCAAUCUUUCCGUGCUUGACAAAGUGCUCUUCGUGUCUAAUCUGAUUUUUUCCACCCCAAGACAAGUUUUAUUCUUAUCCUCUUCACUGAGGAAUUCUGUGAAAUGGGAGUUCGGGAGAACACACAAAAGUACUUUUGGAAACAAGACGACUGGAAAGCGAGUGGUCAUGCAAUAACGAUCUUUGAUGAAAAUACAGUUGGAUAUAUGGAGCAUUGGCUCCUUAAAAGUGUAUGUUCUCCGCAUCACGGACAUAAUAGGACUGGCCCAUAUCGGGCCUAA